Molecule: messenger RNA, 5257 nt
Organism: Paecilomyces variotii
Lineage: Eukaryota; Fungi; Ascomycota; Eurotiomycetes; Eurotiales; Thermoascaceae
Product: HEAT repeat protein
Exons: 10
Coding region: 112-5094 (1660 amino acids)
Biological process (GO): tRNA methylation
Cellular component (GO): cytosol
Source: RefSeq, a predicted model, not a curated record
GGCAACGCCAUAGUUGAGAUACCAGCGGUUUCUCAGAUCCAGAUUUCUUCUCUGGGAAGAAUAUGAUGCUGUAUUGGUCUUAUAUAAUUGGGCCGGACAGAACUUGCAAACAUGGCUGAGACCGGUUGGGCGGAAAUGGAGUCCAUUUCCCAAAAUAUACAAAUUCUCCCCGCAGAUACCUUGACACGCAUUUGCAGAGGGCCGUUGGUCAAAUUCACCCUCGAAUGUCAAGAUAACCAGAAAGUGAAGACCCUAUGGCAAUCCCUCUUCCAAACGUUUGCAGAUGCGUCCACAUCAGCGUCUCACACGACGACCACCUGCAAUGCAGUCAGUGGCUUCCUGGAUGCGGCCUUACUGUCCAAGAAUCAUGAAACGCAAGAGAUUGCUUUGUCCAAAGAAACAUGGCUUUCUGUGUUUGAAGUAUACGUUGACCGUUUCGAGGACGCGAAGCCAAAGCCAAUGAAGCAAGUGCUGAAUUCUCUACUUAAGAUCCUUGCCAAGUAUACAGAUUCUGGCGAAGUCGAAGCUCUCCUUUCACGAGCAGGUGAGAUCAUAUUACCAAGCAUCAUCACAGGAGAGCCGCGCUCGCGCUUGAAGGUUUCACUUCUGUCACUGGAGAUCUUUGUACGGAAGAACGCUAUAUCUCCGUAUCAACUGAUGAACAUGGUCUCUAACUUUCUCUCGACUCAUGGUGAUCUUUGGAAACCUGUGUUUGAGCAGCAUCACGAGACAUGGAUAAGUGGUUCAGUCAUGAACCGAGAAGUCUCCGGAGAGCAAUACAGCAUCACCCAUGUCGCCAGGAUUUUUACGUUGGCUCUACUCAUUCGGGCAACGAGCCCGGAAAUUGCGUCUGCCUCCGGUGCUGUCUUGGCUUCUCUGUUGCAAAAGAUAAAAGCUGCUCUGCCAAGCAGCGAAAAUAUUUAUCUGGAUCCGACGAACUCAUUGCCCAUAUGGGUUGCUCCUACUAAGCAGAUCAUGCUGAGGAAUAUGGAUGCCUUGGAUACUAUGUCUAACCAUAUGUUGACUCCACUUUUCACAGUUGACUCUAGUGGGUUCCGUACUUUUAUCGAUCAAUUGCCCGUACAAAUCCUUCUGUCAGGUGACAUGACAGAAGCUCCGCUAGACCAGUUCACCCUACUUUUCUCGGCCUUGCAGAUUGGAAAGAAAGUCGGUCUAGUACACGAAGAUGGUGUCUUUGGGAAGGCAUCCACGGCCAAAAACAAUAACGAUGCCAUAUUGGUUAUCAAAAGUGAUACUCUGGGCCAAUUUUUGCUCCACCGAGAAGGGAGCAUUCGUGUAGCAGCCCUUUCUUUGCUUAUAACAGCAUCUUCCACAACGAAACCGAUUGGCUCGGAUGCCCUGCAGGCGAUCUUGUUUGGUCUACCAGCCCUACACGCAGACUCUGAUGCCCAGUCACGAGGCCAUAUUUUGACCUUGACUCGUCGACUAUUGGUCCGUUUACGUAGCGGGACUCAGAAGUCUGAUAAUCACGCAAAGGGGGCUGCACUCCCAGAGGUGGACGAAAACCCUCGUCGGCUGAAAAGGCGUCGAUCCGUGAACCAGAGCACAUAUGUCGAAGAAAUUAGAUUCGAUUCCCGAGAAUUUCUGGAGAGAUAUGUGUCAUUCCUGGAAAGAGAUCUAGAGCCAACUGCUUCCUACCAGCGUCACAUAAUGGCUUUAAAAGCCCUCGCUCUUGUUCUGCAGUCCAGACUCGACUCUCGUGUCAAUGCACCCCCUAUAAUGAAGUCGGAGAAAGAUGUCCUUCCUUGGCGUUUCAGUCUCGAUAUUCUUCGCCCGCGUCUGCUUAGACUCUUGGUCGAUCUUUUGCUGGACCCUUUUGAGGAAGUUCGAGCUACUUCCUUGUCUAUCUUGGCCAUGUUCCCACUCGAUUCGUCGCAGAUAGCGCUGGCACAUGAUAAGGAAAGCCCAAUGUCACAGCUAAUUGAAGCAUUGACCAAAGCGGAGCAUCUGGCAAGCAGCACCAGUAGGGCUGAUCAUGCCGAUGCGGUUGCCCGUCUGUACCAUGUCGUCUUUUCACUCGCCGCAGUUGGCUCUGAUGCAUCCUCUCCAUACUGGUACAGAAGCAAAUACGGUGUUGUGAAUUUCAUUCUGAAAAAGCUUGAAGGGAAGCUGUUGCAUCCAGGUGGUCUUUUCAAUUCUUCAAUGCGCGAUGCGCCUCUUCACGGUUAUAUCUCUGCUCUCAGAUAUAUCGUGGCCACCUCUAACUUCUAUUCUGAGGUAUCAGGAACGGAGGAUAAGGAAUAUACGUCCUGGAAAGCAGUGCACGAUAGCAUAGUGUCAUUCUGUGAUAGAAUAUGGAUGGCAGUGAAACCAGUGCUAUGUGUCGACUCGCCCGAAGGACACACUGACGAGCCUAUUGAAGACUUGGUUGUGGGACCAAAAGACAUAUUGUCUUACUCUUGGCGCGCGCUUCGGGAAUCAAGUCUCUUGCUGCAUGCUACUCUUGCCAAUUCCUCUUAUGCACCCUCUCAAGGAGGACUCAGUCGAACAGACUACGAGACAAUUGGAAUGGCUAGUUUUACUCAGUUGGCCGAACUAAGGCAUCGUGGCGCCUUCUCCACUGUAUCGCAGACCUUUUCCACCUGCUGUCAGCGAUGCGGGGAGUCGAGCGAUCCGUCCAUCUCCAGCCUUCCUGCUGGAUGGUAUAUGCAAGCGAGAAACAUCAUAGAGGAGCAAGCCUCUAAAUUAACCCGGCGUUCUGCAGGAUUACCUGCUCUGGUUACCGGUAUUUUAUCAUCUAAUCCAGGAGGGCCCUUAUUUCAGCAAGUCAUGACAGAACUCCAAGACAUCUCUCGACUGCCUGCCACGCAGGAUGCCACAAGUUACGAGAUUAAGUUGCCUCAAGUACAUGCCAUGAAUUGUCUGAAGGAUAUCUUUACAGACACUAGAUUGGGCCCUCAUACGGAGCCCUUCAUCAUGUCCGCGUUAAGGAUAUCAGCUGAGUGUAUAAGUUCCCAGAUCUGGGCCAUUCGAAAUUGCGGACUGAUGCUUUUCCGCGCAUUGCUGAUAAGGAUGUGCCGUUCCGUCACUGGGGUUGGUCUGGGAUUCGGAGGCGUGUCCGGAUCCGAAAGCGGAUCCAGAAUUCCAUUUCAGAGAUACCCUGGCUUGAUAAACUUACUCUCCGGUCUUCUGACACCCGAAGGAGAAGGCAGUGAUGGAAAAGCCACAACAGCGACGGAACGCGUCUUCCCCGCCCUCGAAUUGAUCGGCGAAAAGGUGCCGUCGAUUUCUGGAGAUGAGGAUCGUGGAUUGAGAUCAUUGGUCCUGUAUCAUGCAAAGAGUCCAGUUUGGGCUAUAAGAGAACACGCUUCAAGAGUGUAUGCGUCUCUCUUGAAGCUGCCUGAGGUUCCAAGUGAACUCGGCAUUCUUUUGGAGAGCAAUGAAUCUUCAGGCCAGAACUACAUUCACGGAAAGGCGCUCUGUAUUCGGUUUGCUUUACAACGUUUGGAACUGUCGUUACUCGGCCACUGGAAUGAUCAACUUGAAGCGAUUAUGCGAAUUAUAAGCAAGGUAUUCACCACAAUGUUUCCUCUCGCGCAUUCUCCAUUCGUUCAAGCUGCUAUUCUUGAUAUCUUGAACGAUGCUAUUGAGAAAAGCAUGGAGUCAGGUAGUGAAGUUAUAACACUACCCUAUAUCAACUCCAUGCUCGAGACCAACGAUUUAUCUAGCAGACUGGAUCGAGCCCUUGUGGUAGCUCAUCCUUCUAUGGAGCCCAAGAGUGAGGCUAGGGCGUCAUCUCUGCUGCGAAGGUCUCUUGCUUGGACUUCAAUCUUGAAGCAAAUCUCGUCGGUGAAGUCUGAGCCUCACUGGUUGUCACAGCUGCUUUUUCGAAUUUCAGCAGUGGACCCAGACAGCGCUCGCUGGCUGUUGGAACAAAUGUCUAGGGUGUUCGGAAACAAUGCAACAUAUAAAAAGCAGCUUCUGGAUCUCUGCACAUAUGCCAUCACAGAAAGUUUCCCGGAGUACGUGAAAGCAUGUGCAAUUACGACCAUGGCAGCCAUCCUCGAGGGACUCCUAGAAACGGACUCUAGUAGCAUCUCUGAUUUCGAAGUUCCAUGGACCGCCAUCAGGGACAGCAUUCAAAUUGACUAUGAUGCACACACACAGAGCCGCGAAACAACAGACGCAGCAUUGCGGCUUCAGGGCUGCUUGCUUAUCCUUGAGGCUAGGAGCCUUGGUGGAUGGGAGUUAUCCAGAGACUUUACGUUGGGGCUACGUAAAUGGGCCAUUAAAGUUCAGUAUGCCAUGAAGGAAGAAACUGAAUUUACCACCAGAUAUGCAGCGGUGCUGUCGCUAUCUAGCUUUUCGAGAGCUUUACGAUCGCAAACUGGGUCACCAAAGACCCCUCCUGCUGCUCUAGAUAUUUAUCUCAUACUGUACGACAUGCUUAAUGACGACGAUGAAGAACUCCGUGAGAUAUCGGCUUCUGUUGCUUCGCAGCUCCUGUCGUACUCGUCUGUUUCUCCUGGAAGGGCCGUGGCCCUAGCACCAUUGACUGCAAGUAAAUUACUUGCAGAAUUUAUCGCCGCUCACUAUAAGAACUCACAUCGCUUAUUCCGGGAUGCUGUUCGACGUGUCGUCGGCCAAGCAAUUGGCACUUCACAAGGGAGACUGGUUGCUGUCUCACAACUUGCGUCCGAAUACUUGAAGGAGAGCACUGUCCUCUUUGUGGAGGAGAAACAAAACCUCUACAUAGACGACAUUCGUGAAAUCGACAUUUGGACAGGAGUCCUUUUUGGCCUGGAAGCAGACGCUUCAGACCCCGCUAUCGUUCAGGACUUCUCUGGCUGGGUGAUGGGGGGAUUGUCCUAUCUCACACAGCUUGCGUGCUCCUCGAAAGAUGGACUCUUGGGAUGGGCAUCGAAGACAGACAUGUUCGUGCUAGGAACGCGGGUCCUCAGCGCUGCUAGAUUCUUGGUGUCGCAGAGUUCCGCGGCGGUAGGGCACAGGGAAGAGGACAGACUUACAUUGAAGCAAAAGGUGCAAUCAUUCCUCGAGGCUGGACGCUCUGCCAACUUACACGAUGACUGGCUCUCUAAGAUGGAGUCGGCUCUUGCUUCAUCAGCAGUAUGAUAGAUGACAUAGAUCGAAUUGGCAUAAAAUGUAUAGUCAACCGGGUAGAAUAAAGACCCUGAUUUCACAUGAGAAAUGUUCAUUACAUUUGCGCUGCUGCGGCCGCCACAAAUGUGUUAUAAACAACUUUUGAUAGUGGGCACCCCCGAAACCUAUGUUGACG